This is a messenger RNA of Hemiscyllium ocellatum (epaulette shark), 1062 nucleotides long. Its product is annotated as 5-hydroxytryptamine receptor 4-like. Lineage: Eukaryota; Metazoa; Chordata; Chondrichthyes; Orectolobiformes; Hemiscylliidae. The transcript has a single exon. Gene Ontology annotation, cellular component: membrane. Gene Ontology annotation, molecular function: G protein-coupled receptor activity. Gene Ontology annotation, biological process: adenylate cyclase-activating adrenergic receptor signaling pathway. The record is from RefSeq and is a predicted model, not a curated record. The coding region runs from base 1 to 1062 and encodes 353 amino acids.
AUGAUCCCUACACAGUUUGAUAACUGGACAACACACUCUAACUCGUCAGGAAAAGAAUCAACUGCAACAUGGCAAGUCAUAAAUCAGGUUGUUGUCUUCAGUAUUCUCACCAUGAUCAUAGCUGGAACUAUCUUUGGAAAUCUUUUGGUAAUUGCUUCAAUCGCCUACUUCACCAAACUGCGGACUCCAACUAACGCUUUUAUAGUCUCCCUGGCUGUUGCAGAUUUCCUCGUUGGCAUUAUUGUAAUGCCUUUCAGUAUGACCAAGCUGGUCUUUGGAUGGUAUUUUGGAAAAACAUUUUGCAAAAUCCACACGAUCAUGGAUGUAAUGCUGUGCACCGCUUCCAUCAUGAACGUCAGCUGCAUUGCCUUCGAUCGAUUCUAUGCCGUGUGUUACCCCCUGAAAUAUCGGUUCAGGAUGUCUCAGAAAAGAGUGACCAUCCUCCUUCUGAUUUGUUGGUUUGUUCCUGCUUUGGUGUCGUUUGUGCCCUUGUUCCUAGAUGUUCAUUUGAGGGGUUUGGAGGCCAUUCUACAACCCCUCGAUCCACACAGUUGUGUGUUUAUGGUCAAUAUUCCUUAUGCUGUCUCUGCUUCAGUAAUCGCCUUCUACUUUCCCAUGUUGGUGAUGCUAGUGGCAUAUGGAAAAAUUUUUCAAGUAGCAAGGCUCCAAGACAGACAGAUAUAUAGCAUUGAAAACGGGAUACAGGGAGGAAGCACUUUGACGCGGUUCCAAAAUUCUUCCAUGGAGAAAGAAAGGAAAGCAGCUAAAACUCUUGGCAUCAUCAUGGGAUGUUUCCUGAUCUGCUGGUUGCCAUUCUUUACUAUGAAUAUAAUUAACCCUUUGCUUGGAUACCCAGCACAUCAUGUUCUUCUUGAAGUUUUUUUAUGGUUGGGUUAUGUUAAUUCAACUCUCAAUCCUUUGUUAUACGCUUUCUUCAAUCAAUCUUUCCGGCAAGCUUUCUACAUGAUAAUUGGCUGUAAGGUUUUGGCCAACAAUUGCCAAAAUAACCACUUGUCAGACAGCACCAGACAGAAUACACAUCUUGCAACCCUGUCACGUUAA